UUUAUCAUGGUCUCAAUAUUUGAGUAUAAAUUGUAAGAUUAUUCAAAAUUUUCUUUUCGAUAAUUAUUUCAUUUAUUAGAUCCAAAACUUCCAUCUGUAACAUGUUGUUCUUAUACAUUAGCUAAUCGAAUACUUCUUAUGGAUAUUAUACAUAAUUUUACAUUAUGGCUUAAUGAACAAAAAAUUAUAGCAUAUAAACAUGAAACAUUACAUGGAAUGAUAUUUCGUUGUGAUCAAGAACAAACUUUAUAUUUACCAGUACCAUCAUUAGAUCAAAUGGUAUGUUAUUAA
This is a messenger RNA of Rotaria sp. Silwood2, 291 nucleotides long. Lineage: Eukaryota; Metazoa; Rotifera; Eurotatoria; Philodinida; Philodinidae. The record is from the annotation of a GenBank genome assembly.